AUGGACAUUCUGCUGGAGCAUUAUGGUAUUCAUAAUUGGUUCCAUAAUCUGUGCUGUUGCGCCCAACUCAGCCGUCCUCAUAUUCGGAAGAGCUUUUCAAGGCAGAAAGUGCCCCUGUUCAUCUCCUUCAUAUCUACCAUGUACAUGGUUGCCUCUAUAGUGGGCCCUGUUCUAGGGGGCGUUUUCACCGAAAGCAGCUUGACCUGGAGGUUCUGCUUCUGGAUCAAUCUUCGUGAGCUUUCCCGUCUUCCCUCAACCCGCGGUUUUAUCCUGCCUAUGAUUGUAGCACAAGUGCUUUCAGAUUAUUAUCAAUGCGUCGUGCUAACAUUGCCGGUCCUCAAGCCAUCAGUGUCGUCUGUCUCGCCUUCACGUAUGUUGGCUUCCAGGAGCCAGCUAGGGAGCAUACAAACGUCACAUUAA
Messenger RNA from Diaporthe batatas, 420 nucleotides. RefSeq lists its product as uncharacterized. The record is from RefSeq and is a predicted model, not a curated record. Gene Ontology annotation, molecular function: transmembrane transporter activity. The transcript has 2 exons. NCBI's taxonomy places the organism in Eukaryota, Fungi, Ascomycota, Sordariomycetes, Diaporthales, Diaporthaceae. Bases 1 to 420 code for a protein of 139 amino acids. Gene Ontology annotation, biological process: transmembrane transport.